AUGAGCGUCAGCCGCGCUGCCCUUAGCCUCGAGAGCGCGGAGGACCUGCCCUUCCGCCUCGCCCCACACCCGCGAGCCGCCACCAACUCCAUGGCCGCCGCCCCAUUGCCAUGGGAGCGCCAGAGCCCUUGGAUUCCAAUCUCCCCAACCACCAUGACCGACGCCCUUCGCCUCCGGAGCGCGAUGUUGUUUGAUCCGCACCACCACGCCUCUCGUCUCUCCUCCGCCGGCGUCGGGAUCCUCUCGAUGGGGCCUGGUUGUGGAGGAGUAGUUUGUGGGGAGGGGAUAAGAAAGGAGCGGACGAGAGACCAAGGGAAAGGGAGAUUCGUGACGAAAGGCCUGUUAGCAUCUGUCCUGUUAUUCCUUGAGCCAGCCCUGGGCCGCCCUCUGUCGCCCGCCUUCCCUUCCAUCUGGACGCCGCCCCCACGGGAUGGACACCACCCGCUCCCAUCUGCACGCCGCCCGCCUCCUCCGGAGAGGAAAAGGAAGGGCGUCGUCAACACGAUUCCUCCGCUCCCCAGGCUCCUCCACCGCUACCUCGCCCCCUUGCUGGCCCGCCGCCACUCCCCUUUCCAUCCAUGGCCGCCCGCGGCUGACGCCUUUCUCUCUCGCGGGCUCGCCUCUUCCUCCUCCGGCGCCGCCGCUGCCGGCCGUGAGAAGAGCUCUAGGAGGACUCUAGGGUACCUUCUCGGCGUGGCGGCCGCUUCGGUCGGUGCCUCCUACGCCGCUGUCCCAUUGUAUCGCCCGGUUUCGCAGAGCUACGAUAUCGGCGGCACCAUUCGGCGCCACGAGAGUGUAGAGGAGAAGAUCUCCUGGCAUACUCGAGAAGGAACCACACCACAAAGGUGACCCUUCCUAAACAUGGGAUACCAUGUUUCUGGGCACUUCCAUUUUGUUUACAUUCUUUUGCACCCACAACAAAAUACUUGGACUACCAUU
Lolium perenne is the source of this 939-nucleotide messenger RNA. NCBI's taxonomy places the organism in Eukaryota, Viridiplantae, Streptophyta, Magnoliopsida, Poales, Poaceae. The record is from RefSeq and is a predicted model, not a curated record.